AUGACCUCACCAGGCCCAACGAUCGACAACUCCCUUGACGACAUCUUCGGCUCCUCGCCACCCCACGAACCCUCUCGGGCAAGCGCUGUCAAGGCGCUGAAUGUGCAGAGCGUGUUUGGGACCCUGGAAGAAGGUGGCGAGGACGAAGAGGGGAAACCGAGCCCGGAAACUCAGCUGGCGGGGAAGGGCGAUAGGGUUGUCUCGAAGUGGGAAGAUAGAGUUCUGGUUGCGCAUUGGGAGGAGAAUAUGGAUACUUUGCAGAUGAAGGAGGACGGCGUGGGUAAGGGCGAGAGCCAGAGCCAGGGUGUAGUGGCGGGUUCGCGCAGUUGA
Aspergillus affinis is the source of this 330-nucleotide messenger RNA. RefSeq lists its product as uncharacterized. Lineage: Eukaryota; Fungi; Ascomycota; Eurotiomycetes; Eurotiales; Aspergillaceae. The record is from RefSeq and is a predicted model, not a curated record. The coding region runs from base 1 to 330 and encodes 109 amino acids. The transcript is spliced from 2 exons.